Molecule: messenger RNA, 1524 nt
Organism: Capsella rubella
Lineage: Eukaryota; Viridiplantae; Streptophyta; Magnoliopsida; Brassicales; Brassicaceae
Product: late embryogenesis abundant protein At3g53040
Exons: 3
Coding region: 32-1393 (453 amino acids)
Source: RefSeq, a predicted model, not a curated record
GGAAUCCAAGCAACAACAAAAAGAAAAAACCAUGGCAUCGGGACAACGGGAGGCAGAGAGGUCCGCGAAGUCAGAGAGAGCUGAGGCCGCGGCGAGUCUAGCCGCUGAAGAUUUGAAAGAUAUCAACAGAGGGGAUGUGACGUACAAGGUGACGGAGAAGACAACGACGACCGAGCCGGAGAGGCCAGGGCUAAUUGGCUCGGUGAUGAAGGCGGUGCAAGGAACGAAGGAAGCAGUGAUCGGUAAAAGCCAUGAUGCGGCUGAUUCUACCAGAGAUGGAGCCGGUGUUGCAUCGGAGAAAGCAGCGGGGAUGAGAGACGCCACCGGAGAGAAGGCCGGACAGGUUAGAGACAGUACUGCGCAGAAGACAAAGGAAACUGCUGAUUACACGGCUGAAAAGGCGAGAGAAGCUAAAGAUAAGACAGCGGAUAAGGCUAAGGAAACCGCAGAUUACACGGCAGAGAAGGCGAGAGAAGCAAAAGAUAAGACCGCGGAUAAGACAAAGGAGACCGCAGAUUACACGGCAGAGAAGGCGAGAGAAGCUAAAGACAAGACGGCGGAGAAAGUGGGAGAAUACAAAGAUUACACUGUCGAGAAGGCAACAGAGGCCAAAGACAAGACUGCAGAGAAGAUGGGCGAGUAUAAGGACUACACCGUCGAUAAGGCGAAAGAAGCCAAAGAUAAGACGGCAGAAAAAGCAAAGGAAACUGCGGAUUACACUGCGGAUAAGGCUAGGGAAGCAAAAGAUAAGACGGCUGAGAAAAUGGGUGAAUAUAAAGACUAUACGGCAGAGAAGGCGACGGAAGGGAAAGAUGCGGGAGUGAGUAAGAUUGGUGAACUAAAGGAUAGUGCGGUGGACACGGCAAAGAGAGCUAUGGGUUUCUUGUCUGGCAAGACAGAGGAAACCAAACAAAAGGCCGUUGAGACCAAAGACACGGCCAAGGAGAAAAUGGAGGACGCAGGAGAAGAAGCAAGGCGAAAGAUGGAAGAGAUGAAACUUGAGGGCAAAGAACUUGAAGAGGAUGCUUCUAGAAAGACGCAACAGAGCAGAGAAUCGGCGGCUGACAAAGCCCAUGAGACUAAGGAUUCCGUUGCCCAAAGAGGUGAAGAAGGGAAGGGAUCCAUAAUGGGCGCGUUGGGGAACAUGACGGGAGCGAUAAAGAGCAAGCUGACCGGUGCCACGACGCAGUCUGAUGAUGAGAGACGGGCGGCGACGGAAGGUACGGGGAAGACAACUGUGACGGUUGACGUGAAAGAUACGAGGCCUGGACAUGUGGCAACAACCCUGAAAACGUCGGAUCAGAUGACUGGUCAAACUUUUAACGAUGUUGGGGAGAUGGAUGAAGAUGAAGGGAGAGGCAAAGUCGUCGUUGAAGAGAAAGGAAAGCUGUGAUGUAAUAGUAACGCCUGCGUUUGCUUUUAUGUGAAAGAAGAUAAAAUGUUUCUUGCUUUUGUUUGAUCAUGUUUUUUUUUUGUUUUUCAAUCUCAGAUUUGUGUAAUAAAACUACUUUUCUCUUAGGCCUU